UGUGAUUGACCGCAUGGUGUGCCCAUCAAAAUAAAGUCAGUACUUUUUGUAUAUUGUACAAUCUUCGUUCGGAGGGGGUCCAGGCUCAGUGUUACAGGGGCCCUGUUGCCCCCCUCCCCCCAGAAGUGUUAUCCAUAAAAUGUAAGCAUUACACAUAACCUGCCACAUUUUACAAAACAAUUAGUAUUUAGAUUAUACUAAUUAGAUGGAGUGUUUCCUUCCAUCAAUGUCCCAGAUAAGAACAUCUUAUUGAUACUAAAUCUUUAUUUUUUAUUUUUUACAUGAAGUCAUGAAACAAAUGCAGCUCCUCUCUUUGGCGCAAGAGAGCAGCAUAACGCGUUUUUAAAAUCCAGAUGAAGUUUGUCCUGUACGCCUUGCUGUAGUUGCCGGGUGUUGGAGGUCGGACAUACCCAUGAAACAUCCACUGCGAAAUGCUAUACAAGCGCCGAAAAGAGUGUGAUUAACAUGAAAUUACGGAGACAUGUGUCACACACUACUCUUUAAAUUGUGUUUACUCCCGAGCUGAUUAGUCGCAAGUUGAUAAGAAGCGCGUAGAAAACACGUAGGAGAAGCGUAAACUGUCUGUCCGUUUUGUCCUACAAAGGCGCCGAGAGUUUGACAGGACUUCACUGCGCAGGCCUGGCGUUGGGUAAACUGCUGGAGGAGGACGACAUCCAAAGGACUACAUGAGACAAUAAAGACUGUCCUUUCUGUUGAGGGAAGCAAGAUAAAACAUGAGAAAGGACGUGAGGAUACUACUUGUAGGGGAACCCAAGGUGGGGAAGACAUCGCUGAUCAUGUCUCUGGUCAGUGAGGAGUUUCCUGAUGAGGUUCCUCUCCGAGCUGAGGAGAUCACCAUCCCAGCUGAUGUCACCCCAGAGAGGGUGCCCACACACAUUGUGGAUUAUUCAGAGGCAGAACAGUCAGACGAGCAGCUGUACCAAGAAAUAUCAAAGGCAAAUGUUAUCUGCAUAGUUUACUCGGUCAACAACAAGAAGUCCAUUGAAAAGGUGACAAGCCACUGGAUUCCCCUCAUAAAUGACAGAACGGACAAGGAUAGCAGGGUACCACUGAUCCUUGUGGGGAACAAGUCGGACCUGGUGGAACACAGCAGCAUGGAGACCAUCCUCCCAAUCAUGAAUCAAUACCAGGAUAUCGAGACCUGUGUAGAGUGCUCCGCCAAAAACUUGAAGAACAUCUCUGAGCUUUUCUACUAUGCCCAGAAGGCUGUUCUCCACCCGACAGGACCCCUGUACUGCCCAGAGGAGAAGGAGUUGAAGCCUUCUUGCAUCAAGUCUUUAACUAGAAUCUUCAAAGUGUCUGACCUGGACAACGACGGCAUCCUUAAUGACAACGAGCUCAACUUCUUCCAGAGAACAUGUUUCAAUACACCGCUGGCGCCUCAGGCCUUAGAGGAUGUAAAGAAUGUGGUCAGGAGGAACAUGACGGAUGGAGUCAAGGACAACGGACUUUCACUCAAAGGCUUCCUGUUCCUGCACACCCUCUUCAUACAGCGAGGCCGACACGAGACCACCUGGACUGUGCUGAGGAGGUUUGGUUACGACGAUGACCUGGAGCUCACACAGGAAUACCUGUUCCCCAUGAUAAAGAUCACCCCAGACUGCACCACAGAGCUUAAUCACAACGCUUACCUCUUUCUCCAGAGUGUCUUUGACAAACAUGACAAAGACAGAGAUUGUGCGCUGUCGCCAGAAGAGGUGAAGGACUUGUUCAAAGUGUUUCCCUACAUGCCCUGGGGUCCGGAUGUCAACCACACGGUUUGCACUAACGAACAGGGAUGGAUCACAUACCAGGGAUACCUCUCCCAGUGGACGUUAACAACGUAUCUAGAUGUUCAGCGUAGUUUGGAGUACUUAGGUUAUCUUGGCUACUCUAUCAUCUAUGAACAGGAAUCCCAAGCUGCUGCCAUUACAGUGACACGUAACAAGCGCAUCGAUCUGCAGAAGAAACAGACCCAGCGCAGCGUCUUCCGUUGCAACGUCUUGGGGGCCCGAGGCAGCGGCAAGAGUGGCUUCCUCCAAGCUUUCCUGGGCAGGAACCUGCAGAAACAGAGGCGGAUUAGAGAAGACCACAAGUCCUUCUAUGCCAUCAGCACAACUUAUGUUUAUGGUCAGGAGAAGUACCUGCUGCUCCAUGAGGUGAUGCCAGAUUUUGACUUCCUGUCAGAGGCGGACCUCGCCUGUGAUGUGGUCUGCCUGGUGUAUGACAUCAACGAUCCACGCUCUUUUGAAUACUGCGCCAAAGUAUACAAGCAAUACUUCAUAGAUAGCAAGACGCCAUGCGUGGUGCUUGCCGCCAAGUCGGACCUGCAUGAAGUACGGCAGCACUACAGCCUCUCACCACACGAGUUCUGCCGUAAACACAAGAUCCACCCACCCCAGCCGUACACAUGCAGCACGACCGAUGUACCCAGCAAAGACAUCUACACUAGACUCACCACCAUGGCUAUGUAUCCCCACGCCCGUCUCCGCUGCAUGUGCGCCUGCAACAGGUGCACCUAUUGCCUGUGUCAGAACCUCCUCAAGUUGGAGCUGCUGCGCAGUAUUAAGGCCCAACUCUGCAGGGUCGUUUUCAACAGGCACAUGGCUCAGGCAGACCUGAAAAACUCCACCUUCUGGCUGAGAGCGAGCGUCGGUGCCACGGUGUUUGCCGUGCUGGGCUUUGCCAUGUACAGGGCACUUCUCAAACAGCGGUGAUCAGAGAGCAUGAGACGGCUACUUCCUCCCCACGGUCCUUCUGUUGACUCUGCCCCUUCCCUCUUACCUGAAAGACUCAAAAAGACUGGCUGACUAACUAACCGGGCCCUCAACUCCACCUCAUCCUCUUCCCACAAUGCAACACAAGCAAGAAACAAAUGAGCAAAAUCAUAGGUACAUUUUAUAUGCAUUAAAAAAAUGAAGUGUGGUUUAGUUUAUUUUGUUAAUGUUGUGGGGAAAGGGGCAUGCUACUUUUGAGAUCACUUGUACAUCAUUCAAUUUGUAAAUGCUGACAUUCUGUGAUCUAUUGGUCUAGUCUGACUCUACUAGUCACUGGAUGUUUUCAGCUGAUCCAGUCCUUUUUUUCUCAGGUCAGUAUUAUUAGUUAGAUGGUUGGAGACCAGAGAGAGGCAGCCAUAUUCAGCAACACCACAAAGGGACUUGAAUCUGUUAAUAGAUGUGUAUAUGCAGUAUAUUAUGUAUGUACUUUUUAGAAUUGGACCCAUAGACCGCAUAACAAGCUCCUACAGGAGGUGGGAGUGAUACAUCUAACAAUAGAAAGGUCAUGAUUGGCAUGCACUUGUUUAUUUUGUGUGUUUAUUUAUUAACCUGUUUCUUUAUUUUUCUUGUCUGUUUUGAGUGCACCGCAUGAAACAGAUGGAGGAAUUUACAUUUCCCAUGUAUUUUUGUAUUUAGUAUUAUCAAAGCAGUCCUUAUGGUGUAUCAUGAUUUUCUGGUUUUCAAAUAGAGCUUUGUCCCACAUGUUAUAUUUUUAUGAAGUUAGAGGCACCAUAGAUCAACAGAUUAUGCUAUUAACAACAGCCAUUCAGCGCACCUCUCCCACCUUAAAACUAUUAAAGUGUUUCUUCUCUUUUCCAGCAUUUACAAUAAAGAAUUGUAUGAUCUGGCUCAGUCGUGUAUGUGUGUUAUUGGGGUGAAACGACAGCUCAUUUAAAAGCAGCGAGUAAAAUAAAAUGGUUUUAAAUAUCUGUAAUAAAGUAAAUUUACACCCA
Molecule: messenger RNA, 3730 nt
Organism: Cottoperca gobio
Lineage: Eukaryota; Metazoa; Chordata; Actinopteri; Perciformes; Bovichtidae
Gene: rhot1a
Product: ras homolog family member T1a
Exons: 20
Coding region: 735-2717 (660 amino acids)
Biological process (GO): mitochondrion organization
Cellular component (GO): mitochondrial outer membrane
Molecular function (GO): calcium ion binding; GTP binding; GTPase activity
Source: RefSeq, a predicted model, not a curated record